Molecule: messenger RNA, 5292 nt
Organism: Brettanomyces bruxellensis
Lineage: Eukaryota; Fungi; Ascomycota; Pichiomycetes; Pichiales; Pichiaceae
Exons: 1
Coding region: 1-5292 (1763 amino acids)
Biological process (GO): mRNA export from nucleus; mRNA processing
Cellular component (GO): THO complex part of transcription export complex
Molecular function (GO): mRNA binding
Source: RefSeq, a predicted model, not a curated record
AUGUCUUUGGAAGAGCAACAAAAGCAAGUGAGCGCGAGCAGAUUCCCUAGAAAUUGGGUGUAUUUGAAGAGCAGUGAAAAAUCAUCAGAUGAAAUAAAGCAACAAGUGGAAAAGUUGGUGGGGCAGAUUCGGACGGACAAAAAUGUGUUGCACGACAUAUUUUACGAAGUUAUGCUGGCAUUGACAGAUGAAGAAUCCGGCCAUAUGUCAAAGGGUGCACUGAUUUCGGUGGUGAACGGAAUUCUCAAGAGUUAUGUAAACAUCAAAGAGAGAGAAAGCGUUUCCAUAGAUCUCAUGAUUAUUCUACAAUCUGUGAAGCCAACCAAGCAGAUGAUCCCAUUUUUCGAGAUGCUCGACAUAGACAAAGAUCUAAAGAUCCAAUAUCUAGAUCCGUUCAUUUUGAAAAACAGCUUUUUCCCCGAGUACAACAAGGCAUACUAUGUUGACGCUAAAACAAACGAUUAUGGUUUGGAAAUGUACUCAUCACUCGGAGAAUCCAGUGAGGGCUAUUCCAGAUUUAUUACAGGGCUGUGCGGGCUAUUUCGUGGCCCCUCAAGUAUUGAUUGGCCGGAUUUUAUGAGCCGGUUGGAGAUCAUCAUUGGUCAUUUUAAAUUAGACACCAACCGAUGCUUUUUAUUGGUUAUUUCGGUACUAGGGCUCAAUUUUGGGCCAAAUCCGGAAACCGUAAAGGCAUUUUUGGAUAACUGCGACUGGUGGGCCAGGGACUCAAGUGUGAACACGUCGAUCUCCACGACGAUCGUCGCAUAUUUGUCCAAUAGGCCCGUUCUUUCAUCGGGGGAGCUUAUUGUGAUUUUUUUGAUGACAGAAAAAAAAUGGCUUGAUUUGGGAGUUGUGCUUUCUGUUCUCGAGCCGAGUGAUUUGGGGGCCGAGGGCGACGCGUCGAUGGACCAGAUAUACGAAAAGCAGAAGCGCGAGAUGAAGGAGCGCGCGUUUCGGGAGACUGCGUCUGCGCUUGCGCUAGCGGCGCCCUUGCUUCCCGAUGAGGAAGACGACGAGCGCGGUGGAUGGGCGCACGAGCGCAAUUUGCAUAGCGCUACAGCGCAUACUGCUACGGCGCACACCCCAACUGUGCACACCCCAAAAACGCCUGCCACAACUGAGCACGCCCCAGCGGCUGAGGAGGAAAUCCCGCAGAUGGCCAAGAUCCGCUUCAUAUCGUACAUUAUAAAGCUGCGUGCGCACAGCGCUAUCGUGUAUGCGCUUGCGCAGUAUCCCUACCUCCCGCAGAUGGACGAGCGCAUUGCGGAUCUCCUCAAUGAGUAUCUGCGCUACAUGCUAACACCACUCUACAGAAAAAUAGUGAAGCACGAGGAUAUUGACGCGGGCAGCACCGAGUUUGCGCAUAGGAUUACAGACAUAGACGGUCUUUUUUCCAUUUCGGACCAACUCCUGCGCCUAAACGGCGCUAAGAUCGCGCGCAGCCCGUUGCUUUUAGCGCAGCUUGGCCGCAUCAUGGAGGGCGCACUUGCGGCCGGCGCCGAGCGCAGCGCAUGGCUGCAAUAUUUCAAAGUGUACCUCUUUCCCGCAAUGAACUGCAAUCUUUCAGAGUGCAUCUGCAACGAAAUCUUUGACAUUUUCUGCCGCCACUUUACGCUCGAGGAAAGAUACAAUGUGUAUGGAGAGUACAUUUCGGUGACAGUCAAAAAAAGCGCCAUUUUGAAAGUGGAUUUCGACAAAGCGGCAAAGCGCGCGCGCAGCUUCAUGAAGCGGCUUUCGGUGGACAAUUUGGCAACUGCGCAAAACGAGCUUGCGCGGAUUAUCAUGGCGAACCCGCUGGCGGCAAUCGGCGCAGUUUUAGACCAGGUUGAAAGCUAUGAAAGUUUGAUUGAGUUGGUUGUCCAAUCAGCAGACGGCCUGCCUAUUUAUGCGUGGGAUGCUUUAACUUUCGAACUUCUCAACAAGCUGUGCUGCGGCAAGAUGGCUGUGCAAACGGAUGGUCUUAAUUACGCGGGAUGGUUUCAGAACUUGGCGCAGUUCACGGGGCGCAUGGCGGAUGCGCACUUCCGGCGCUUUGGGUUGCGCCCGGUCUUGAGUCUCAUUGUUAAGAGCCUGCGCGCAGGUGCGCACGAGUUCGCCGGCGUCUUUGAGCACAUCAUUGCGGAGAUGUCUGGCAUUCGUGCAAUUACCAAUCUUACCGCAAGGCAGGCCAUCAUGAUGAACGCUGGCAAAAGCGUGCGCAAGAUGGUUUACCUGGUGAUCGGCGAUAAGCGCCUUGCGCACGCGCUCUCCGGUGCCACUUUGUUCAGGGAGCUCAUGCGCUCUGGAUACAUGAGUGAGCUCUUUAUUUUUUUGGCCAACUUGGCGCUAUCAAUCUCUGACAGCUCGCGCGCACCUCUCAAGAUCCUCAACCGCAAGUGUGACGAGCUUUUUUCAUUGUUGCACACGUUUAUUCAGGCUGCGCAGGCCAAUAUCCCGAUUGCGGACUUUGCGCAGGCGGCGCUCCCGGUCGAUCGACUUGUUAAGGAGUACAAUGUCGAGCCGCAGUGGGCGUUUGAGCUCUGGCGCGAGUACUGGUCGGCGGAGAUGCGGCGCGAGUGGCGUGCGCGUGGGGGUACGUCAGCGCAUGGGAGUGCGUCAGCGCAUGGGGAUGUGAGCGCUUCUGCGCCAGGGGGUGCGCCUGCAUCCGCAGAUGAAAUUUACGAGAGCGUGCUGGGCGGCUUCAGGGACAAUAUCAAGGACUUCCUGCCCGGAAUCGACUGGAACUUGCUCACUCCAGACUUUUAUUGCACAUUCUGGCAACUAACUCUCUACGAUAUCGAUUACGAAAUGCUUUCUUACUCGGAAGAGCAGGAAUCGAUCAAGUUGCGCAUUACAAACAACCGGCAAAUGCUCAAGAAUGUCGACGAUAUGCCCACAAAGGAGUACCGGAGGUUAAACUCGGAGCUCGGCACUUUGGAGGGCAUUUUGACCGGUAUUAAGUCAGAUGGUCAGAAGCACAAGAAGAAUUACCACCAGGUAUUGGAAAUCCUCGAGAAGCAAAAAAAUAAGUGGUUUGACGCGGAUGAAAAAUAUGCUGCCCAGGUUCGAACCCAGGUGUUGGAGAAUUGUGUUCUCCCGCGUGCAAUGCACUCACUUUUCGAUGCUGUGUUUGUUGGUGAGUUUAUCUUUUUGGUGCAACGGCUGGAAACCCCUGGAUACAGUUUAAUGUCUUUGCUAGGCCAGUUGUUUUGCGGGAUUUCGUUGAAAUCAGUGCUGUUUACCAACACAUCGACCGAGACCGAAAACCUGGCAAUGCUGUAUGCAGAAGUUUUUCGCAGGCUCAACCGGUGCAGGGAUGUGGAGAAUGAGUGUCGGGAUGUAUUUGGCUGGGAGGGGAAAGAUGAGGAUGAGAAUGAGAAGGAAGGGGAAGAAGAUGAGAAUAAGGAGGAUGAGGAUGAGGAUGAGAAUAAGGAGGAUGAGGAUGAGAAUAUGGACAGUAAUAAAGAGGAUGAGGAUGAGAAUAUGGACAGUGAUAAAGAGGACGAAGAUGAGAAUAUGGACAGUAAUAAAGAGGAUGAACAUGAGAAUGUGGAUAGUAAGGAAAGCACAACCACUCCAAAUGAUGAAGGUAAGAAUAACGUUGGCAUCAGAAACGGCCAUCCCAUUAAAGGAAAAGCUUCUGACAAAAAAUCGUCAUCCCAGCAAUCGUUCUUCAAACAACAAUUAUAUGAAUGGCACUGCUCCUUGUUGAAGCAGCUUAUUGAAUCGAUGCAGUCUGAAGAAUACACCACGAGGAACAAUGCUGUUGUAUUCGUGAAAGGCAUCUUAUCCAGCUAUCCUAUUAUUGACGAUCAUGCAGACAAAUUAUACGAAAAGGUGAGUGAAAUUGCAUCAAUUGAGAAGCGGGAAGACAUCAAGUUAGCCUUCAAUGCACUUCGAGGAUUGAUAAAGUCGAGAAAAGUUCACCAGUUGGCACCAUGGGAGUUCUAUGAGAUGGAUGAAACGGAGAAAAAGUUGUUGGUGGAGAAAAGGAAGCAGAAACAAGCUGAUGAGAGGAAAAAGCAGGCGGAAGAACUCCGGAUAAGAAGAGAAAAGAGUAGGAAACUUGAUCAGGAGAGACGUAAAAGAGAGGUUGAGAAGGCCAAAGUGGAGGCAGAGAAGGCAAGAAAAACAACAAUUAAGAAAACUGAAGGUUCCAGUGUGGUUCCAUAUGGAUUAGUGGGCUUGGAGACGGCAAAGCGUGCUGGAAAUGGUUCUGCAAAGAGUUUGAAGAAGGAGGAAGUUCAAGGAGAAACAACUCAAAAAGAAGCAAUACAAAAGGAAAUUCAGAAGGGAUCAGUUCGAAAAGAAUCAAUUCAAGAUAAAUCCGUUCAAAAGGAGACGGUCCAAAAGGAACCUAUAAAUACUGAAUCAAGGUCUAAUGCCAGAAUUUCAACCAACACCAAGUCGGCUGAUGAAAAAAUUCCCGCCAACAGUGUAAAGAGCACAGCGGCUAUUCCGCAUGCGCCCGCAGCCGGAGCGCAGAUGCCAGCGCAGGGCACCAGUGCGCCACCCACGAGCGCCAGCACAGUCUCUUCCAGCGCGCAUACUAGAAGCUCUUAUGCUACUGCGCGCUCGCAUCCGUCAUCUGGAGGCUCGUCACCAGGAUUAAUUCCAGUAGGUCCUAGACAGUCGUCCAGCGCCUCUUCUGGAUUGUCAAAAGACCAAACAUUGUCGGCGCCCGUGCCUGAACAUAUGCGCCGAAGCGCAGACCCUGCGGGGCGCACCGCCGGGCGGCUUCAGUCGCAGAGGAGCGCAUUUAAUGCUAGAAAUUUCGACACCAUGCAGGAACUCAAGAGUAGAAUGGAGAGAGAAAAGAGAAUUAAUGAGAAUUUGAGAAAUGGGGAUGAGGAUGGAGCGCAAAGCGAGCAGCGCAACCAGGAGCGUAAUCAGCGCCGCGGCCAACAGCGCAACCAACAGCGCAACCAACAGCGCAACCAACAGCGCAACCAGCAACGCAACCAACGGCGCAACCAACAGUCCAGUCAGCAACAUGAUCAGCAACGUAAUCAGCAGCGCAAUCAGCAGCGCAAUCAGCAGCGCAAUCAACAGCGUAAUCAACAGAACAACCAGAUUUACUCAAAUUCAUCCAGAAACGACACUGAACAGCCUUUGCCACCUCCGCCAAUGCCGCCACCUUCAAGCGCACUGAGAGAGGCGCUACCGCGCGGACCGCAGGUGCGCGAUGCGCACGAUGCGCGCUCCCCGAGCGGCUCGCUCUCUGGCCAGAAUUCCAGACAACACUCAAGAAGAAAUGAUAGAAAGAGAAGAUCCAAUCAUCACGGAAAUAGGAUGCGCAAGAGAAGACGCUGA